Molecule: messenger RNA, 1620 nt
Organism: Pochonia chlamydosporia 170
Lineage: Eukaryota; Fungi; Ascomycota; Sordariomycetes; Hypocreales; Clavicipitaceae
Product: SAP domain-containing protein
Exons: 1
Coding region: 1-1620 (539 amino acids)
Source: RefSeq, a predicted model, not a curated record
AUGGCGGACUGGGCGAAGCUCAAGGUCGUCGACCUCAAGGCGGAGCUGAAGCGGCGAGAUCUUCCUCAGGGAGGAUUGAAGGCAGAGCUGGUGGCGCGACUGCAGGAGGCGGACCAGGCAGCGACAGAGCCAGAAACGGAAGAGCAAGCAGAAGAGGCGGUUGAAGAAGCGCCAGCCGAGCCGUCGCAGACUGUCAAUGGUGACGACAGCAAAAUUGAACAACCUCAGGAGGAAGCUAAGGGCGAAGAGGCCGUUAAAGAGAAUGCGCCAGUAGUGGAACUUGCGCCUGAGCCGACAAACGAGCCGGAACACUCAGAAGCACCAGCAGUGCCACAGCAAACGGCGUCGCCUCAAGCUCCAGAGUCAAAACCAGAGCCAUCUCCAGCUGCAAAAACAGAGGACACCACGCAACCACAAACCGCCGAGACGCGAUCCGAAUCAAGUAUCCCUCCCCGUGAUUCACAAACCGCAGAUGGCGACACCCCAAUGAAUCAAGAACCCUUUCGAGACUCCACCGCCGAAGCGCAAAAGCGCAAACGCCGCUCCGCCAGCCCAACCCCCAAAGAAGAGGACAUUGCCAGAAAACGGGCGAGGGCAGAGAACGAGCUUCCCCCAAAACCACUUCACGCCAGCGAUUUCAAGAAGGAAAUUCACGAUGCACCAGCGCCAGAAGUAGACUACGACCGUCACGUCGAGCCGUCAGUCCACCCGGCCACUUCAGCGCUCUGCAUCAACAACCUGAUGCGGCCGCUUCGACCGGCUGAUCUCCGAGCACACAUUGCCACUCUCGCUUCGGCACCUGGCACGAAUUCCACAGACGACCUCGUCACCAAAUUCUACCUCGACUUCAUCCGCACGCAUGCCUUUGUUGCGCUAGACUCCGUGUCAGCUGCCUCGCGUGUCCGGCAGCUGCUGCACGGCCGUGUAUGGCCGAAUGAGAGCAACCGCAAGCCCUUAUCCAUCGACUUCAUACCACCCGAGAAAAUAGACACCUGGAUCGACAUGGAAGAAGAAGGCGGGAGAAGACCCGGUCACCGGUGGGAAGUCGUCUAUUCACCCACCGCAGACGGAAGCACAAUCGAGGCAAACCUCGUCUCAAAUUCCAUCUCCUCAACUAGUAACCGUCCUCCACCGACAAAACCCUCGUCCAUACCCGCAGACAGUAUCAACAACGCCCCCCUCGGACCCAGAGGCAACUUUGGCGAUACUGCUCCGCCAACUGGUCCCCGUGGUCCUCGACGCCCUCAACCACCACCACCUGCCACUCCAUCUGGCGAGUCGCUAUUCACACGUACCCGUCCCAGCGUAGCGUACCGCCUCGUAUCAGAGGAUCUCGCACGCCGACGUGUUGAAAACAUGCGCAAUUUCUACACCCGCGAUCUGAGCCGAGAUGUAGGCCGCGAAAUCAACAGAUACUCCUUCGAAGAUGGUGACUCUUUCGUAGACCGAGGUCGAGAAAUAUUCGAGGGAAUUCGUCCACCUCAUCGAGAAAGAGGUGGUCGUGGCGGAGGACGAGGCAGAGGCGGUGGGAGAUCCAGGGGAGGUGGUUUCCGACCCAGAAGUGAUCGGUAUAUUCCCGGUGGUGCGGGUAGAGAUGACGCUGAUCGACGUCGGUUUUAG